Molecule: messenger RNA, 813 nt
Organism: Carassius carassius (crucian carp)
Lineage: Eukaryota; Metazoa; Chordata; Actinopteri; Cypriniformes; Cyprinidae
Product: phospholipase A2, minor isoenzyme-like
Exons: 4
Coding region: 294-749 (151 amino acids)
Biological process (GO): lipid catabolic process; phospholipid metabolic process; arachidonate secretion
Molecular function (GO): calcium ion binding; phospholipid binding
Source: RefSeq, a predicted model, not a curated record
AAGUGAGGUUUUUGGUGAUUUUGUCAGGUUUUCUCACUUUUGUGUACAAAUUUGUCCCCAAAAUAUGUUUAAGUAGGUACAUGACAAUACAUAAACACACUCAACUUGCACAAAACUGUAACAAUCUCAGCAAUUUGCCUUUUGGAAGCUUGUGUGUUCAUAUUUAUUAACAUAUCUUAUGUUUAUAAUUCACAAAGUUAGCUUAUCAAUGUGCACUUCCCAUCAAGGUUAUAUAAAUAAGUUUUAGACCUAUAAAUAAAUGGCUACUAACACUUGUUCAUCUAGUCUUCACCAUGAACACCUUUCUGUCUCUUAUUAUCCUGAGUGUGAGUCUGCCCACCUUGGUGGUGCCUCUAGACUACCGUGCGGUGUGGCAGUUCAGGGAUAUGAUCAUCUGUACCAACCCUAAUAGCUGGCCUAUACUGGACUACGUAGACUAUGGAUGCUACUGUGGAAUAGGAGGCUCGGGCACCCCAGUGGAUGAACUGGACAGGUGCUGUAAGGUCCAUGAUCUGUGUUAUUCUGACUCAUGGCAACAUGAUGACUGUUGGGGUAUCUUAGACAACCCCUACACUGAAAUCUACUCAUUCUCAUGUGACAAAGUGGCAAAGAAAGUCACCUGCAAUGCUGACAAGAAUCGCCCAUGUGAGAUGUUCAUCUGUGAAUGUGACAGGAAAGCAGCCGAAUGCUUUGCAAAAGCGGGUUAUAACCCAGAAUACGAUAAAUAUCCUAAUGGAAACUGCAAAUGAACUGAAAUUUGAUAAAAGUUUAGGAUAUCCCUAAAGUCUCAUUAAAGAUAGCAAUGGUAUAUCA